UUUUCAGCCCUGAAGAAGGACAAUAGCGGCGGAGCGGCGCGCAGAGGAAACACUGGCCAGGCCUGGAGAGAGGAAAUGCGGACAGAGGAACCACAAGCCCAGGACGCUUUUAGGGACAGGAAGAGAUGUGCGGUGUGUAUUAAAAGAGGGGAUUUGGAUUUCUGGCUCGAACAGGAAGAAUAAGAAACGAGGACUGGUUUCAUGUACCGUUAAGUGAUUGCCAGCACUCUCACUCUCCACACCUGCUCCUGUGGAAAAAAUGAGCUCCUCCCCUGUUGUGUCUCGAGUGUCUGUGGACAUCCUGGAGGAGCUGCAGCUCUUUGCCGCGCAGAACCUGGAGAAGCUCGAGGUUAACAAGUAUUAUGAGGUGAUCCGCGAGCUCGGCAAAGGCACCUACGGGAAGGUGGACCUUGUCAUUCAUAAGAUCAGAGGUACCAAGAUGGCGCUGAAAUUCCUGAAGAAAAAAACGACUAAGCUCAAGAGUUUCCUGAGGGAGUACAGUAUCUCGCUGUACCUCUCCCCGUGCCCCUUCAUCAUCAACAUGUUCGGGAUCGCGUUCGAAACCGAGGAAUACUACGUGUUCGCGCAAGAGUACGCCUUAGCGGGGGAUCUCUUUGACAUCAUUCCUCCACAGGUGGGACUUCCGGAGCCUGUGGCUAAGCGCUGUGUCCACCAGGUGGCCCUUGCCUUAGACUACCUGCACUGUAAAAAGCUGGUGCACCGUGACAUCAAGCCAGAAAACGUGCUGCUGUUUGAUAGGGAGUGCCGCAGGGUGAAGCUGUCCGAUUUCGGCAUGGCACGGUGCGCCGGCUCUGUGGUAAAGCGCGUCAGCGGCACCAUCCCGUACACGGCUCCCGAGCUGAGCGAUGCCUCCCAGCGCGAUGGCAUCUGUGUGGACUACAGCACAGAUGUGUGGGCCCUGGGGGUGCUUCUUUUCUGCAUGCUGACCGGCAACUUCCCAUGGGAAAAGGCCGUGCCCUCGGAUACGUUUUACGACGAGUUUGCCCGCUGGCAGCGUAGGCCGACGGGCACGGUCCCCUCGCAGUGGCGGCGCUUCAGCGACGAGGUGCUAAUUAUGUUCCGCAAGCUACUGGCCCUCGAACGUGAGCGGCGCUGCUCUGUCAAGGAGGUCUUUGCCCAUCUUGGCCAGCGCUGGAUGCUGGAUGGAGAGGCCGGAAGAGGUGGGGGAGGAGGACACCGCCAGGCGACGCACAGCUCCUCGUCAGAGGAGGAGGAGCUGCUGGUGGACCGGAUGAAACAGCAGACCCUGUCCCCAGGCAAGAAUGGCCCGGUGGAAGCAAUGGCAGGUCAUCACUUCAGCUCGGUUUCCACCAACAGCUCGGUAUCCUCCACGACCAGCUAUGAGCGUGUGCCUAGAGACAACGCCGCCCCCAGCAGCCGCAUCCUUGUCACUACGCCCAUCGAGAUCUGCGUCUAGACCUCACCGCUGUACACGACCAUAAACAGCCUCCUUCCCCAUACGGUUUCUCACUACUUCAUUACACAUAAGUAAUCUAUCUUACAAGGGGAUUAUAACACCGGAUCAAGCAAAAAAAUUAUUAGAUACACCAUGUAAUUUAUUGAGCUGGUUUUCGUGAUUAUUGUGGAUUUUAUUUCUUUUUUUGGUGAGGACACAUUGCACUCUUUUGGGAAAGAUUGUCUUCAAUGGAAUUCCUUUAAGAAAAGAAGUGCACAGAAAGGAGGAAAAAUAGGAGGAAAAAAAUGAGCACUGAUGCAGCAGAUCACAAGUAGGGCUAGACCAAAACAUAUUCCUUAAAGCAAUAUAUUAUGCAAAAAAGCAUAACGGAUAUGGACUGGGAGAACUGUUAGGAUCUCCAUUCCUGAUAUUGUAUCGAUCCGUGUUUUUCGGUGGAACCUGAAAUGUUUCUAAGAACUUUAUAUCUGAUGUCAAGGAAUUGUUUCAAACCACAUUAAGGGGAAAAAAAGGGACAUAAAUUGUGUGCGUGCUUCUCCGUGGGUGUGUUUUUUUCUUUUUGUAUUUUAUAGUGACGUUUGAUUUGUUUGUUUGUUUUCUUUUUCCAACUGUUUUAAGUCUAUAUUCAGAAGUAUAUUUUUUACAGUUAAUUUGUAGGUAAUUUAAUGGUUUUACAUUUUAAUUUAUUUUGGUACUCUGUCGAUGCACUCGUGCCAAGCCCUGUUGGCGUUGGUGCAGCCUCACUGCGAUGUCUAUGACUGUUUAUUCCCGGACAGAUUUCAAACAGGAUAGAGACGUGGAGCUGCAGUUGGCUGCUUAUUGUACUUGGCUCAAAGGCGUGACAAGCGGAACUAAUCUCGUGCCAGUGAGACGGUGCAGAACCUAAAGCCAGCUGUCAAUUUGAUCAGCCUUUUUUUAUUCCCCCCCCAAGGAGCAUUUUAGAAGAAUUUAAACUAUAAUGGUGCGGUGGUUAAAGCAGGGGUCCCCAAACUUUUUUCUGUGAGGGCCACAUAACUUUUCGCUUCUUUAAUGGGAAGUCCGUCUGUAACAGCAAAUGACUUGGGCCAGAGUGCCUACCAGUAUUACCAGUAUGGACAUUAAAUUAUGAUUUUAUAUGUAUUUAUUAUUACAUUAUUUAUUUUUUUCAUUGUUAUUGAAAUAAAAAUAUAUAGUGGGUGGGUGAAUCCAACAAAUAAUUAGGCUACAUUAAUAACUCAAUGGAUAGUGGAAUAAAAAAAACACCAUGUAAAAUAGUUCUGAACUUUAUUACAAAGAUAAAGAUAAAAAAAAACACUGUACUGAAUCAUGAAAAUGCGCUAAAGAAAAUUCAUUAAUAAGUAUAAUUAUGUAAUUCAUACAUUUUUUAUAAUAAAUAAAGCGCUCUCCGUGCAACACGCCGUCUCGCAUGUAAAAGCAAAUAGCAAAUAGUGAUUCGUCUCUAGAGGCCGCUCUCGUAAUGACAGCGGACCGGAAGCCGGAAAAACUACCGUAUGGAUUUAUUUCAAAAAUAUGGGGGCAGGCCAUAGUUUGGGGACCCUGGGUGAUUACUGCAUCUGACGAUCGGACAUAAAUAACUAAUAUAACUACUGUGUUUUUUUAAACUCCGCACAUUCGUCUAACAACUUGCAUCAAUGACACUGGUUUCCCAGAAGGUGAUGUAUUAUGAUGCAUUAUAAUUACAGAUAAAGUGUUUGAUUUACAAGUCUGAUCGAUUGCGACUAGGUUCGAGAUCCAUCAGCAGGUUGCACAUUUGCCGACCGACCAGCUCUCGACGUCAAACCAACAUAUCUAUUACAAGACUUACAGGUCCGAAGGACGUAUUUUUGCUGCUUCUCAAUUGUUUAUUUCUUAUAUAUUUUUUUUCUUUUACAGAUUGUUACAUAUAUUUUUUGGUAUCUUGUUUUAGACCUUUUUCCAAGCCGCUGGAGUGGACACACGUCACAUCGACCAAUUGCAUGUAAUGAGAUUCUGAUUUAGGAAAAUCUGUAAAUAUGAGAGAAUUGGUGUAAUGUGAAUUUAUUUUGCUGUAGCACAAUUUCUUGUGGACGGACGGAUAAAGCUUAAGGGAUUAACAAUUUGGGGCUUAAAAAAAUAAAUAAAUAAAUAAAAAGGCAAAAAAAAAGGCAGAUGAUAAUUGUACGUUUUCACUGUGUUGUAUUACUGUGCUGUCAUUGUGGUGGUGUUGUGUUUCUGUUUCCUCAAACCCAGAGGAAAAAAUAAAUAAAUCGCGUAAUAUUACAAUCGGGACGUGACACGAUUGAGCUGAACCUCA
Messenger RNA from Silurus meridionalis, 3707 nucleotides. RefSeq names its product brain specific kinase 146 (gene bsk146). The record is from RefSeq and is a predicted model, not a curated record. Gene Ontology annotation, molecular function: ATP binding; protein serine/threonine kinase activity. The transcript is spliced from 4 exons. Gene Ontology annotation, biological process: peptidyl-serine phosphorylation; peptidyl-threonine phosphorylation. The coding region runs from base 260 to 1438 and encodes 392 amino acids. Lineage: Eukaryota; Metazoa; Chordata; Actinopteri; Siluriformes; Siluridae.